Messenger RNA from Vigna radiata var. radiata (mung bean), 861 nucleotides. RefSeq names its product leucine-rich repeat extensin-like protein 2. The record is from RefSeq and is a predicted model, not a curated record. Lineage: Eukaryota; Viridiplantae; Streptophyta; Magnoliopsida; Fabales; Fabaceae. Bases 78 to 674 code for a protein of 198 amino acids. The transcript has a single exon.
CAUUACAGGAAGUAGCCACCUUUGUUAGUUCUGCAAGUCACCGGAUUCUUCAUUCAAACCUUGUAAAUCACAAAAAAAUGAGCAGCAGCAGCACCACUACCUACCCUAUCACCAUACUUUCUCAGUUUCUCGGAGCUUCCCCGGCUUCAGUCCAAAUGAGUCACAUCAGCGAUUCGGGGUUCAUUACAAAAAAGCUGUUUUCAUGGAUAAAGGUUUCCUUCAUUGUGCUUGCUUUGUUUACCAGGGUGACAUGGGAGGACAAAGUAGAAGAUCCCUCAAGUGCCCUUUUCUGCAUCAGCGACUGCUCCACAUGUCCUGUGAUAUGUUCACCUCCUCCUCCAUCACUCAUAACACCCUCACCUUCACCUCCGCACUCUCCGUCAUCAUCACUACCUUAUAAUUCCUAUUUCUCACCACCACCACCACCUCCUUCCAAGCCCAAACUAGCACCACCUCCUCCGCAGUCACAUUCUUCAGGGGCUCCUCCACCACCUCCUUUCAACUCCUACACCGCACCACCUUCAGGUUUGGGACAGCCCCUACCUACGGUGGUCUCAGCGCCGCAUGACUUUUCCUAUCCCUAUUACUACUUCUACGCUUCCGCUGCUUCUUCUCCUUCCCUUCAUGCACCCUUUUUUCUCUUGGUGUUCUUCCUAGUAUUCUGUCGUUGGUAACCAGUAGUUUUGUUCUAUAACGUGAAAUUAAUAUGUUGUUUGGUCUCUCCUACAUGUACUGAUGAAAGUCUCCAAUGCAUUGUUUUUGUUUUUUUUUUACAUAGUAUUUGUAAUUUUGUGGCAAAUAAAUAAUCUGUGUUACAAACGAUUUUGGUCUGUUCCUGCCACCCUUUUUCUCGUUCGUCCC